Cylindrotheca closterium is the source of this 729-nucleotide messenger RNA. Lineage: Eukaryota; Bacillariophyta; Bacillariophyceae; Bacillariales; Bacillariaceae. The record is from the annotation of a GenBank genome assembly.
AUGCCACAAUCAAGUUUUGGCAAAGAAAGUCAAGAUGAUCAUCAUGAGGAGGAGCCAGCACCAGUGACGCUUCCAUACGAGGCGCAGCUGCCAGCCCACCUGUCAUAUGAAUCAGCAGCUGCCAGAGCUACCGGUAGGAUAUCAUUGCUGCUGUCCUCUUCGCCAUUCGCUCUCCUUCCACCAGCACACUUGUCAGUACCACCUUUUGGUCUCGCUUCGUUGUUAGCCAGUGAUACUAUAUAUCAGCACCGAGGACAUCAUGUUGAGCCUCCUUCCAAUAUUGCCGAAAAGCCAUUUGUCGUCCAAAAGGCUGUUGUUGUAAAUCAAUACAAGGCAGACUACAGUCGUGAGAAAGAGCGGAGACAAAUGCGACCGCCUGUUUUGCAAGUGGGAAACUACAAACGGUUUGAAACGUCCAUUCCCAAGGAUGCGGAGCUGGUCUUAAUACCCACCCAACAGGAUGUGGUCUUUGGCCGAGGCAAGGGCUCUCAUGAUCGCCCCGGAAACCUACGAAUGCGAGCCAUUAUUCGUUCUCACAAGAAUGAGUACGCGGAAGCUCGGAAAUCCAAAAAGAGAGAGAUUGCCGAACUAGUAUACUCGGAAAUCACCCAAGAUGGGGCAAGAUUUUUAUACCAGAACCAAGAAAAAAACGCCUAUGCCAUUGUGACUCUGAAUCUUGCGUUGCAAAAGUUGAGCAACACGUUACGGUGCCGCAAGAGUUGUAUUUAA